Messenger RNA from Nakaseomyces glabratus, 1770 nucleotides. RefSeq names its product MFS transporter (gene FLR2). Gene Ontology annotation, molecular function: fluconazole transmembrane transporter activity; xenobiotic transmembrane transporter activity. The record is from RefSeq and is a predicted model, not a curated record. NCBI's taxonomy places the organism in Eukaryota, Fungi, Ascomycota, Saccharomycetes, Saccharomycetales, Saccharomycetaceae. Gene Ontology annotation, biological process: xenobiotic detoxification by transmembrane export across the plasma membrane. Gene Ontology annotation, cellular component: plasma membrane.
AUGUAUAUCGGUGCAUUUCAGGACACACUGUUCGUCGAUAUGCUCGAAUACUUCGGGUGGGUAACCGUUGGGAAGGAAUAUUUAGAUAUCUACAGGCCCAAUGGUGUACCAGUAGCGCCCAAUGCGGUGGCUGCGUCUAUCAGCGGGAAAGAGGAGAUGAAACAAGAUAACCAGACCAGUACUGAUAGCAUGUCUACUUCUACUCAGCAAGAGACCGAUGCCAGUAAUGAGGACAUCGAAAGAGCCAUGGAUACAGAUAAUGGUCUUGAUAAAGCGAUGAGCGGUGGCCAAGGUGUCUUUGGUACUGAAGAAGACGAUAGUUCCACAAAGGAUGCUAGCAAACCGGAGGAAGCUGACCCAUUUUUGGUGGAGUUCCUAGGUGAAGAUGAUCCCAGAAAACCUUGGAAUUGGUCCUUUUCGAAAAAGACUUUCGUUAUAGUGCAAUUGAUGGUGCUAACAUGUAUCAACUAUAUGGGUUCCUCCAUUUACACACCAGGACAAGAACAAAUACAACAUGAAUUUCACGUCGGUCAUGUCGUCGGUACAUUAAAUUUGUCCAUGUACGUUCUGGGUUACGCAAUUGGCCCAAUUAUAUUUUCACCUUUAUCAGAAGUUAGCAGUAUCGGUAGAAUGCCCUUGUACUUAUGGACAUUUAUACUUUUCACUAUCUUACAAGUUGCAUGCGCCUUGGUUAGAAAUAUCGCAGGUUUGGUUAUACUGAGAUUUAUUACAGGCAUUCUGUGUUCACCUGUUCUGGCAACAGGUGGUGCAUCUGUUGGUGAUGUGUGCUUCCCAAGAUAUGUCCCAAGAUUUCUAGGUGCAUGGGCCGUUGGUGCCGUUGCCGCUCCCGUUAUGGCCCCAAUCCUAGGUGCUGCAAUGGUGGUGGCUAAAGAUUGGAGAUGGAUUUUCUGGCUAAUGUUGUUCAUGUGCGGGGCAACUCUACUCUCCAUCAUUUUCUUCUUUCCAGAAACAUCGCAUGAGUGUAUAUUACACCGCAGAGCCAAAAGAUUAAGAAAACUGACUGGUGAUGAUAGAUACUAUACUAAAAAAGAGAAGCAAGAGGAAGCACUACCAGUGAGUGUUUUUAUCAAGAAUACACUUUGGAGACCUAUCAAAAUGAUUGCACUAGAGCCUAUUAUUCUUGCUUUUGACGUUUACAUCGCAUUGUGUUAUGGUGCAUUUUACCUAUUUUUUGAAGCUUUCCCCAUUGUGUUCGCGGGUAUUUACCAUUUCACCUUGGUAGAGGUGGGUCUAGCAUUUUUGGGCUUCUGUGUGGGUUGUGUUUUCGCAUACACAGCAUUGAUUAUCUUCCAAGAGAAAGUCAUCCGAAAGAAAUUCUUAGAGGGUAAAUUCAGACCAGAAUUAUUUUUAAUCCUAGCUAUGUGUUUGGGAUGGUGCCUACCAUUUUCCUUAUUCUUUUUUGGUUGGACUGCUAGAAUCCAUUGGAUUCUUCCAAUUAUUGCCGAAUUAUUCUUUGUGCUUUCGGUAUUUAACCUUUUCCAGGCUACAUUUUCGUACUUGGCCGUGUGUUAUCCAGAAUACGUUGCAUCGGUUUUUGCAGGUAAUGGUUUGUGUCGUGGUGCAUUUGCAGCGGCAUUCCCAUUAUUCGGUAAAGCAAUGUACGAUAGAUUGAGCACAAAAAAGUAUCCCGUAGCUUGGGGUUCCACUUUAAUUGGAUUCAUCACUGUGGUGCUAUCACUGAUUCCAUUUGUACUUUACAAAUACGGCCCCGCACUUAGAGCAAGAUCAAGAUUUAGUCCAGAUUCAUGA